AUGGUCCAGAGUUUUGUCUUCACCAUUGAGGAAAUCAACAGUAACCCUCAUCUUCUUCCUAAUGUCACUCUGGGCUUUGCCAUCUGGGAUUCUGGGAGUUCUGAGUUGGGGGCCCUGUGGGGGACGAUGGCCCUGUUGACUGGCCAGGGGUAUCCUAUCCCUAACUACAGCUGUGCUCUCCCUGAGGCCCCCCUCGCUGCCAUCCUUGGAGAGGAUCGGUCUACACUCUCCAUUGCCAUGGCCACAUGGCUGGGUCUCUACAGGAUUCCCCAGGUGAGCUAUGGCUCCACGGUGUCGGUCCUCAGCGACAAGAAGCGCUUCCCCUCCUUCCUCCGCACUGUGCCUCCCGACAAAGCCCGGGCUCGCGGAAUGGCGCGCCUGGCGGCCCACCUGGCCUGGUACGCAGUGGGGCUCGUGGCGCAGGAUGACGAGUAUGGGCAGCUCGGGGCGAGGGCUCUGCGCCUUGAGCUGGAGGCGGCGGGGCUGUGCGUGUACGUGGCGGCUGAGCUGUCCAGCUCCCCGAACCCCGAGAAGCUGCGUAAGGCGGCGCACACCCUGGCCGCGGCCCAGCCUCGGGUGCUGUUAGUCUUCUCUCGUGCGCAGGAGCUUCUGCUGCUGGCCGCGGAGCUGCAGCACCAAGGCGCCAGCGGCCGCGGCCACCUCUGGAUUAGCAGCGAAGUCUGGGACCCAACGCUGCUGGCUCCUCUGUCCCUGGGCCGGGCCCUGAACGGGGCGCUUUCCUUCUCGGCCCAUCGCGGUCGCAUCCCCGGCUUCGCGGACUUCCUAGGUCGGCUGCACCCUGCGCGCAGCCCAGAGGACAAGUUCCUGCAGCUCUUCUGGGAGGAGACGUUCCUUUGUCAGUGGUUCCACAACUCAUCCUCUCCUGGGUGGGCUUUGGUGGGAGGAGGAGGAGAACCCGGAGUGCUCUUGGGUGGAGAGGAAGGAGGGAGAGGAGGAGGAGGAAGAUUAGGGCGUGUGGGACGGCAAGCAGAGGCCAAGAGCGGUGCAGGGAGGGGAGCACACAACUGCACCGGGGAAGAGACUCUUCAGGGCCAGGAUCUCCCCUUUCUGGACAUGAGUGACCUGAGUGUGACCUAUGCAGUGGCCAAUGCUGUGGCCAGUGUGGCCCACGCACUGCACAACUUGGCCACCUGUGAAGCUGGGGAUGGGCCCUUUGUGGAUGGGGAGUGCGCAGACAUGCGCAAUUUUCAGCCAUGGCAGAUCCUGUAUUACCUGAGGAGAGUGAGAUUCCGCAACAGCUAUGGGGAAGAGGUGCUCUUUGAUGCUAAUGGUGACCCCCCAGCUCUUUAUGAUGUCAUGAGAUGGCAGCCUGGCCCCAGGGGCUACCCUCCCUUCCAGGAAAUUGCCAGAUUUAAUGACACAGCAGCCCAGGAAUGCCAACUGCAGAUAAAUGCCAGUGGACUCACUUUGGAAAGGAUGGAGGAGCAGGUUUCUUCCUCGAUCUGCCAGGAGACUUGCCCUCCUGGAACCUGGAGGACCUCCCAGAUUGGCCAGGCAAGCUGCUGUUUUGCUUGUCCCCAGUGCCCUGUGGGACAGGUGUCUGAACUCAAAGCAGAUGCUCCUGCCUGCAAGAAGUGUCCCGAUGACACCCUGUGGCCCAGCCCGUCAAGGGAUCGCUGUGAGCUGCAGCCCGCCAUCUUCCUCCAGUUUGGGGACCCCCUCGGGGCUGCCCUUGCCUCCCUGGGGAUUUGUGUGUCUCUGGCUACAGGUGUGGUUCUGGCCAUCUUUGUCUGCCACCGUCACACGCCCCUGGUGCGGGCCAGCAGCCCAGGGCUCAGCGCCCUCCUGCUCACCUGCUUGCUCCUCUCUAGCCUCAGCUCCCUUCUCUUCCUUGGCCACCGAGGUCCUUUCGAUUGCCGGCUCCGCCAGGUGGCCCUCAGCCUCACCUUCCCCACGGCCAUCUCCUGUGUGCUGGCGAGGACAGCGACUGUCCUUGUGGCCUUCCGGGCUGUGCGGCCAGGCAGCCCCCUGCAGAUAUGUCUGGGGCCUGGCCUGACCCGGGCUUUAGUCGCAGGGCCCCUCAUGGCCCAGGCUGGUGUCUGUAUUGUCUGGUUGGGGGUUGCCUCGCCAAGCCAGAGGAGAAGCCUGUCACUGGCCCCCAACACGGUCUCACCUGAAUGUCUCGAGGCCUUGACUCCUGGAUUCUGGGGCCUCCUGGGCCUCCUGGCAUUGGCUGGCUUUGUCCUGGCCCUGCUGACCCGCCGGCUUCCCGGGGGCUUCUGUGAAGCCCACCUUCUCACACUCAGCAUGGCGGUGUGUGUGAGUGUCUGGCUGGCCUCCCUGCCUGCCCAGAUCCACAGCAGGGGCCGGGCAGUGGCGGCAGCCGUGCAGGCCUUCAGCAUUCUGGCUUCCAACGCUGCUCUGCUGGGCUUCAUCUUCCUGCCCAGGUGUGUCAUCAUCCUGCUCCAGCCCCACAGGAACAACAGGGCGUGGCUCAUGGGGAGGCCACCAGCCUUAUGA
Messenger RNA from Dromiciops gliroides (monito del monte), 2481 nucleotides. Its product is annotated as extracellular calcium-sensing receptor-like. Gene Ontology annotation, cellular component: membrane. NCBI's taxonomy places the organism in Eukaryota, Metazoa, Chordata, Mammalia, Microbiotheria, Microbiotheriidae. Bases 1 to 2481 code for a protein of 826 amino acids. Gene Ontology annotation, biological process: G protein-coupled receptor signaling pathway. Gene Ontology annotation, molecular function: G protein-coupled receptor activity. The record is from RefSeq and is a predicted model, not a curated record. The transcript is spliced from 5 exons.